ACAAAAGCGGCGGCGACGCACGAGGCGGGACCGCGGGUUUCUUCCGUCUUUUGAGAAGGUUCUUAAAAUAACACAAAAUGAGCAGUGAGGAUCCUACCCUAGAGAGACAUUUCCGAGGCCACAGGGAUGUCGUCACGGCUCUCGACUUCAGUCCUAAUGGCAAGCAGCUGGUGUCGUCUUCCCUGGAUCACACAGUCAUGGUCUGGAACUUCAAGCAGCAAAUUCGAGCAUACAGAUUUGUCGGUCACUCUGACUCAGUAUACGAUGUCUGCUUUUCACCGACCGGAAACUUAAUGGCCUCAGCCUCACGCGAUCGUACCGUGAGGCUUUGGGUCACAAACAUUAGAGGUGACUCGACGGAGUUCCGCGCACACCAUGCAAGUGUAAGGUCUGUCAGUUUCUCCCCUGAUGGCCAGCGAUUGGUGACGGGCUCAGAUGACAAAACCAUCAAGAUUUGGAAAGUCCACAACCACAAGUUUGAGUGCUCUUUGCCAUCUCACACAAACUGGGUGCGGUGUGUGCGGUUCUCUCCUGAUGGCCGAAUGCUUGUGUCUUGCGCAGAUGAUAAGACUGUCAAGCUUCACGAUGUCCAGUCAGCAAGCACACUUCACACUUUCCCUGAGCUCAAAGGCUCAACGACACGUGUUGCUUUCCAUCCCUCGGGAACUUGCAUUGCAACUGCCGGUUCAGACAGCUCAGUGAGAAUUUAUGACAUCCGUACAAGAAAACUGUUGCAGCACUACGUUGCCCACUCUGGUCCGGUCCAUGAUCUCUCAUUCCAUCCAUCUGGACUAAAAGCUAUGGUUAAUAGUUCCUUAUUAUUCAGUCUAGUGCUGCAGUCUGAUACACUUUGGGAAAAAUGGAAGGAUACUAUAGAAAUAAUAUUCUCUCUCCAGAAAAGUGGAGGAGGCAGCCAGGAGGACAAUGCAGCCACCCUGCAGCAGAUGCAGAGCUCCCUCCAGCACAUCAUCACCCAGCUUGACACCUUAACCCAAACCGUCGUCAUCCUUGAGCAGAGGCUGUCACUGGCCGAGAACAAGAUAUCUGAUCUUGCUAACAACCAGCGUGCGACUCGCUAAAGAACUCUUUCUAUACCUGCUUUGGUUGAAGAUUUUACAACACUGAGUGAGCUGACUGCAGUGUUAGAUAGUGUGCCCAUAGUUGGUGGUGGCUUUAGUGUUUUUAUUAUUAUCAUUAUCAUUAUUAAUGCUCUUUAUUAUUUUUUAUUAUUGAUAUUAUUGUCAUGAUUAUUAUUUUAUUUUUGUUUUGAUAGUCAUCUUUAUUAUUACAAGUGUUAUUAUCAUAAUUAUUAUUAUUAUUACUAUUAUUAUAAUAAUAAUUAUUAUUAUUGUCAGUGUUAUCGUCAUUAUCAUUAUUAUUAUUAUAGUCAUGGUGCUCAUUACCUUCCAGGAGUCAUAAUGAUUGGAAGGCCUUAGACCAGUGGUGAUAAGAUGCAUCUGCUAGAAUCAUGAGUGCCUGAUAGAUAGUGAUUAGUUCUUAUAAUGGCUUUAUUGAUAAUAAUGUAAAGCAUAUUCUCUUUAUAUGCCACUUUGUUAUAACAAAACAAAGGUUCUUCACUGUAAUAAGCAUUUGGUUUAUAUACUUAAUACUGUGAUAGUUCAAAAAUAGGUUAGGGUUUAGCAUUACAUGUUCUGAAUUUCAUUCCAUUCCAGAUUACAAACAAGCAAUUUUUGAAGGAGGAAAUUUGCUUCUGAAAUGCAUUUUUCUUGGUAUGAAAAACAGUUAGAAAUAGACUACAUUUUUAUAUAAAUUUCUUAGAUUAACAGAACUUGUAGUUGGCAAAAUCAUGUGGAUUAUAUCACAUACUGCCCAUACACUGAAAUUAUUCUUCCUUAUAAACAAUAUUGAUUGUUAAAUUUUAAGGAGUAAAACUUUGAAGCAUUUAGGUAGCUGACAUAAUGUCCAGUCUUUACCUUAAUCCAAAACUGUGAUGAAAAUAAAUAACAAAAGAACUAUAUUUUUCAUGAUAGUCUUUUCUAUCUAAGUUGACUCGUAAUGUCUUCAAAACUGAAUUAAUUUGUAAGAGAUGCUUAGACCAUACAUUGGGUCUUCUAAUAUCACAUCUGAAACCUGGGACGGUACAAAAGUAGAGAAUAUAGUUCAAAAAGGGGCAUUUCCAAACAGAUUUUCUUCUUUUGCCAUAGAUUUCAAAUAAAAAAAUCUUAGAAUUAGUACUGCUAGUCACUUAGAGCAGUUUUAAGAAGUCAACAUUGAUCAGUAUAACAACUAUUAACAUAUUAACAUAUAACCCCCAAGUUGGUUUACUGGCAUAUUCAGUAAGAGUGUUUUGCAGCAUGUGGUUGCACACAUGGCCAAUUGGUAAAUAGUACUAUCAUCCAAAUAAGCAGAAAACCUCUUUUACCCUUUGAUAUAGGUGAUAUAAUACAUUCACCUAAACAGUGCCAUUUUCACUUGAGGUGUUGGAGCUUUUGGUGAGUAACACUUGGAUUGUGUCUGACAUCCUGCCUGUCCAAAGGAAGGAGUUGGGAGGGGGGGGGGGGGGAGUAACAUGUUAAAAAAAAAUUGAUAUGUUGAUGCUAUAUUUAACCCAUUGCCGCCGGGGAUGGCAUGUACGUAAAUGCCAUGCCCACUGUGAGUCGACUUGUUCGAUUGUUUUUACACAUAGUUGGCUACACUUGUACUAAGUAUCCAAUGAGCCAAUUACGAGUACAGGUGUGGCUCCUCUGUGUCAACUAAUCAGCCAUAGGUUCAAAUAUGUUGACUUUUGAUUUAGCAUUUUAUGAAACAAUUUCCAGAUUAUAGAGAACAUAGGAAAUAAGCUUAAGGAUUAAAAUGUUUCUAUAGACUUCUGUUGUUUCUUUAUGUGAAAUGAAGUUCAAGAGGUUUAAUUUCUCUGUACGUCUCUUGUUUAUCUUUCACACAUAUUACUUGUUAUUACUAUUUUGUUUUGUCUGUUGUUGAAUUGGAACAAUGAUGAAGUUUUUGUUGUGCUGAGUCAUUUUAGAAUCAUUUAUACCUUUAAGAGUGACUCACAAAAAAAUGUCUGUAUAAAACUCAUGAUCAUUUAUUGUAAUAAGUGUAACAUUUCCAUUAUAUUUCUGAUUCUAUUCUAAGGUUCAUGUAGAUUUUCUUUAAUUAAAAUUGUAACCAAA
Penaeus indicus is the source of this 3134-nucleotide messenger RNA. Its product is annotated as POC1 centriolar protein homolog A-like. Gene Ontology annotation, biological process: cilium assembly. Gene Ontology annotation, molecular function: protein binding. The record is from RefSeq and is a predicted model, not a curated record. Lineage: Eukaryota; Metazoa; Arthropoda; Malacostraca; Decapoda; Penaeidae. The transcript is spliced from 8 exons. Gene Ontology annotation, cellular component: ciliary basal body; centriole. Bases 78 to 1079 code for a protein of 333 amino acids.